Molecule: messenger RNA, 3087 nt
Organism: Pezoporus flaviventris
Lineage: Eukaryota; Metazoa; Chordata; Aves; Psittaciformes; Psittacidae
Gene: DNAJB5
Product: DnaJ heat shock protein family (Hsp40) member B5
Exons: 4
Coding region: 1937-2980 (347 amino acids)
Biological process (GO): negative regulation of transcription by RNA polymerase II
Cellular component (GO): cytosol
Molecular function (GO): protein-folding chaperone binding
Source: RefSeq, a predicted model, not a curated record
AGCCAGGUGCUGUAGUGUGCAUCGCUCAAGCCAGUGUGCGAUGGGGUUGUCCUCAAUGCAUUGUCCGGACAGGGGCAAAUCCUGGUCCAGGUGCUGGUGCCGGUCAUGGGGAGACCCUGCCCAACACCAAGGCUGCAUGGGAGUGACCUUUGGUGGGGGCAAUGGCAGGUUACCCUCAGCCCCCCUCCUGUUGCUCAUCUCUGGGUGUUGCGCAGCCUGUUCCCAUGGGAAGGGCAGAAGAGAGCUGAGGUGGACCGAGGGCAGAGCAUCCCCCAGCGCCUGCGUGGGAUGGAGCCGCCGGCGGCUCUGCGCAGGAGCUGGCGCCAGGAGCUGCCGUGGGAGAUGCUGUCGGAUGCUCUUUACACCCACAGGGACCUUCUCCCACCUCUUUUGUGCCACACAAAUCCGUGGGUGCCCUUAUCUCACCUCACUGUGUCCUUCAGAGGUCUGUGCCUUGCCUGCCUUUGCUCUCUUCCCAUCUAUAGCAAAGCACCUGCUCCGUGCCAGGGGCAGUUACUUGCUCCAGAGGCUGGUAGUUUGCCCAAGUGUGGGGCCAAUUUCCAACCCCUAUACAGACACCCAUCUGUAAAGGGGUGAUUGCCCAUGGCAUGACCCAAGGCCACCCGUGGGUGAAUGCCAGGGGCUCAACAGUGCUGUGGUGGCCCUGGCCACCCACAUCUGAGCUGCUGUGAUUGGAAGAUCCCUCUGUGACCUCCAUGGGUGCUUAAGGAUGGGGGAGAACAUCUGGCAGCUUGUAUGGUGGUGAAGGACAGGAUCAAGGCUCACACCCUAUGCAGAGAUCUGUCUGCUAGGGGGUGGUCGAGAUGGGUUGAGGCUGCCCAGGGGUGUUUGGAGAAGGAUGGAGAGAAACCUGGGUGGUAGCAAGGAGCUAGAUGUGAGCAGGAAGGCUUUAACGGGGGGCAGGAGGUCUGAUGGGAGAGGAGGAGGGCAUGCAGCAAUCACUGAGUUGUGAGGGAGGAUCAGGCCGUGCUCAGGGUGUCCGGAGUUUGGUCAGAUAACCAAAGGUCGAGAAGCAGCAGGAAUUGUCCUUGUGGGAGUGUGGGGUUCGCUCAGCCUGUGCCCUCCCCGGUGCUCGCUGGGUCUCUGCGGCUCCAGCAGCAUGACCGGGGAAUGAAUUACAGCCACUGGAUUUUCCAUGCCUUAGUAUAGGCAUGGCCCCAGCCUCGGCCCCCGCGUGAUGGAGCGAGUGAGCCCUGUGUUUCUGGCUCUCUGCGAGAUGCAGUUGGAGGCUCUUGGGUAGUGCAAGUCAGGAGAGAAACUGGUGGGAAUUAUUUUUUUUUCUUCUUUUUCAAACAAAAAAAAAUAAUAAAAAAAAAAGCCCUCCCACCACCACAAGAUGUUUCUGUCUAACGGCUCCGUUCCCUCUUCGCUAAAUACAAAUUACGGCUCUGACAGCCGGAGGCAUUUAUCUCUAGCUGAAUGCCAAUUGCUUUCAAGAACAAAAUGUUUGAAGUUCCUUUAAGGUGAAGGCGGCAGCAUGGUCUCUGCCGCUGCUUUCAGCCUCCAAAGCCCUGCUGUCACCACCCCAACUCCCAUCCCAGGUCCCUGGCUGGGAGAGGAGGGGACACACACGGGCUGCUGGCUACAUAUAGGCAUAGCUCAGCCCUCUGGGCCCACCCAGGGGCAGGGGGAGGACACGGUCCCGGCCUGACGUGAGCAGUGGCGUGGCUUUUAUAAUGCCAUGCCCUGUUUCAGGCUCUCCCUACUCCCUUCAGCCUCAGAGAUGAGUGUCCCUGUCCCUGCCUUAGUCCUCAGAGGGUUACAGCUGGAGCCAGGACACAUCUUGGCCCCAGGGCUCUGACCUCCAUUGGGAAGCGUGGACUUGAGCCGGCUGUGGUGCUGCUGGCCGGUGGGACGCAGGGAGCACCAGCUCCGCGAUAAGAAUAAGUACUCGGCUCCCGGCAGCGUCGCCGUCAUGGGCAAGGACUAUUACAAGAUCCUGGGCAUCCAGACCGGUGCCAACGAGGAUGAAAUCAAGAAAGCCUAUCGGAAAAUGGCCCUCAAGUAUCACCCUGAUAAGAAUAAAGACCCCAACGCCGAGGAGAAGUUCAAGGAGAUCGCGGAGGCUUAUGAUGUCCUGAGUGACCCCAAGAAGCGAGCUGUAUAUGACCAGUAUGGGGAGGAAGGUCUCAAAACUGGAGGUGGCUCUUCAGGUGGCUCAGGGAACACUUUCCACUACACCUUCCAUGGAGACCCCCAUGCCACCUUUGCCUCCUUCUUCGGAGGCUCCAACCCUUUUGACAUCUUCUUCGCCAGCAGCCGCUCCCGAAUAUUCAACGGGUUUGACCAGGAAGACAUGGACAUCGAUGAAGACGACGACCCUUUCAGUGCCUUCGGCCGGUUUGGCUUCAACGGCAUCAACGGGGUUCACCGGCGGCACCAAGAGUCCCUGCACACACGCAGGAAGGUCCAAGACCCACCCGUAAUCCACGAGCUCAAGGUGUCCCUGGAAGAGAUCUACCACGGCUCCACCAAGAGGAUGAAGAUCACGCGCAGAAGGCUCAAUGCUGAUGGCCGGACCAUGCGGACUGAGGACAAGAUCCUAAACAUUGUCAUCAAACGGGGUUGGAAGGAGGGAACCAAAAUCACAUUCCCCAAAGAAGGGGAUGCCACCCCAGACAACAUCCCUGCUGACAUCGUCUUCAUCCUCAAGGACAAGCCUCACUCGCACUUCAAGAGGGAUGGAACGAACGUGGUCUACACGGCAAACAUCAGUCUUAAAGAGGCCUUGUGCGGCUGCACCGUGAACAUUCCCACCAUCGACGGGCGGGUGAUCCCGCUGCCCUGCAACGAUAUCAUCAAGCCGGGGACAGUGAAGAGACUGCGUGGGGAGGGGCUGCCCUUCCCCAAGGCUCCCAGCCAGCGAGGAGACUUGAUCGUGGAGUUCAAAAUCCGCUUCCCGGACAGAAUAGCUCCUCAGACGAGACAGAUCCUCAAGCAGCACCUCCCGUGCUCCUAAAGCCCGGGGACUCCUCUCCAAGCAGCAAUACUCCUAUCGCUCGUGCCGCAGCACCGCGGAGCAGAGGUGCCACAGCACUUUCAAAUGCAAAAAGAAAACAACAAGAA